Messenger RNA from Electrophorus electricus (electric eel), 3338 nucleotides. RefSeq names its product anoctamin 10b (gene ano10b). NCBI's taxonomy places the organism in Eukaryota, Metazoa, Chordata, Actinopteri, Gymnotiformes, Gymnotidae. The record is from RefSeq and is a predicted model, not a curated record. Gene Ontology annotation, cellular component: plasma membrane. Gene Ontology annotation, biological process: chloride transmembrane transport. Gene Ontology annotation, molecular function: chloride channel activity.
UACCCGCCCGCCACGCCCGUGUUGCUGCUGCGCGGUGCGCGUCCGGACCGGAGAGCGUGUCGUCCGUGCGAGCGUGGGGCACGACCCUCGGGAGGUCGCGAGGCGUGCGCGCGCGUGCAGUCUGCUGAGGCGCUGCUUUUUGCUUCGGUUUGCAGAAGACGGCGGACGAGGAGGAGCUGUGAGCUCACCCGCACAGGAGCAGAACUCCGGGAGCAGUUCAGUUCCAGGAGGAAGUGCUUCGUGUGAGGCUGUGAAAGCAGGUGGCUCAGCAGCCCUGACGAGUCCUGGGAAUCUACCCCAGCACCACAUUCUCCACGUCUUCAUAACAGAGGACACCACAAUGGCAUCCCCAACACAGCCACAGGAGGCGCUGUCUGACACAGGGCUGCUGUCGCGGUCAGAGUCCUGGUCCAAGGUCACCUGUCCCUGCUGUGUUUCGGGCCAGGUGGAGCCACUGGUUCUGAUCCAGCUGGCUGAGAAUGUUCAGCCCGGUACCAAGCAGUGGAUUAUGGCCAUGAUCUCCGCGGCCCACAGCUCAGGAGGGGCGCAGUUGCUGACGCACCCCGGCGAGGACUCCAGCUGGGGCCGCAUCGUGGUGGCCGCGCCGCGUUGCACGCUGCUGCGUGCCACCGAAGACCUGGGGCUCUGCAGAGCAGAUAAAGACGACAGCAUGGUCACCUUCUCCUUCAGCGACCGCCACAACUUCAGCAAUAUCGAUGACAUGCAGAAGUUCCUGACCCUCGCUGAGAGGCAGUACAUCGUCAAGCAUGAGCUAGAGUCUAUGCGGGCUCUAAAAGCACAGCGCAUCCCCGGAAUACCAGGAGACAAGGGCAUCCUCCGGGCCAGACAGAACAUCUUUCAGAAGCUGCAGAAAGCAGGAGUAAUUCAGGAUGUUUUUCCCCUGUGUGAUGAGAAGAAGCUGAAAGCUCUCGGGCAAGAGUGGUAUUCCCAGAAACGCCUGUGGGGACAGCCUUUGGACUCCAUACACGCUUACUUCGGCGGCUCUGUUGCGUUCUACUUCAGUUUUUUAGACUUCUACACCUGGUUUCUGGUCCCCCCAGCACUUCUGGGAGUCUUCAUCACCUUCGUCCUUCCUGGGCCACCCCUGCCUGAUGGAGCUCCAGCAGAUCCCUCAGGCCUGGCUUCUGCUUCAGGCUCCUCCCCCUCCCCUGGCUCCGCCCCAGAGGACGAAGACCAGCUUUCAGUCAGUGGUCACAUGGUGCAGGCUGUCUUCAGCAUGAUCUGGUCCACUUUGUUCAUGGAAUUGUGGAAAAGGCGCAGCGCUGCCCUUUCCUACCGGUGGGGGACACUCACGCUGACGGAGCGCUUCCAGGAGCCCCGCCCAGGUUUCCACGGCGAGCUGGGCACCAAUCCGGUCACAGGAAGAGUGGAGCCACUGUUCCCCGAUUGGAAGAGACAGUUGCGCAUGGGUCUGGUGUCGGUGCCUGUGGUUGGUCUGUUCCUCUGCCUGGUUGUCUUGGGGAUGUUGGGCUUCUACUACUCCGAGGGGCUGAUGGCGGACUUCCACAAGGCGUCGGGCUCGAUCGUCACAGCGGCGCUGACCUACCUGCCCUCCGUUAUGCACAUUGUGUACACCAACAUGCUGGGAAACGCAUACCGCACUGUGGCCCUGCAGUUAACUGAGUGGGAGAACCACAGAGAGGAAUCGUCCUUCGGGAAACAUCACACUACUAAAGUUCUGGUGUUCACCUUCUUUAACAAUUUUGCUGUGCUGUUCCACAUUGCUUUCUUCAAGCAGGAUCUGCUCCUCCUCCGCAAGCGGCUAUCCUCGCUGCUGAUUCUGUCCCAGAUGGUGAACCAGUUCACCGAAGUGGUGGUGCCCUACAUCGUAGAACGCGUCUACAACUCCUCAAAGAAGGAGCUGAAGGACGACGACCCAGCAGCGGACCACAUGCAGGCGGAGGGCAGUCUGCCUCCGUUCCCCGGUCUGUUUGCAGAGUACAUCGAGCUGCUUGUACAGUUUGGAUAUCUGAGUCUGUUCUCGUGUGUGUACCCCCUCACGGCACUCCUGUUGUUGCUCAACAACAUCACAGAGAUCCGUGGCGACGCCUACAAGAUUUGCCACCUGUUCCGCAAACCAUUUGCUCCGCCCGAGGCCAGCAUAGGGGUGUGGCAGACAGCGUUUGAGCUCCUCGGCUUUUUCUCUGUGCUGUCCAACUGCUGGCUGUUCCUGAUGGCUCCACGUGUCAGAGCCUUCUUACAGAACGCCGCCUUCAGUCCUGCCGGUGUCCUCCUUUUGGCCGUCUUCAUCGAGCAUGUUCUCAUCGUGGUGAAGCUCAUUCUGGCCUUCAUGAUUCCGGAUGAACCGGACUGGGUCCGCAUCAAAAGGGAGCAGAUUGAAUAUCGCUCCAUGAAAGCCUUGAACCUCCAGAAAGUGAAACGGUCCCAUGUCCCUGCCGAGCUGAGACCCUGAGUCCCGCUGCUGGUCGCCUUUACAUUCAUGCAUUGUGUGCUUAGCUAGUUGCCGUAUGCUAAAGGGCGGAGGCCAUAUCCCCAGGGAAAAUUUGAACCAGACUUAAGUUGGACUCGGUGUCUCCCCCUAGAGGGCUACUGUGGUAUGACAAAACGUCUUGUCAAUGUCAGGUUUUUUUUGUUUUUUUUUUUGCUUAAACUGAACUGAUGAAGCGUAGACAUGUACUACAUUGGAGGAUAUAUAUGUCAGGAUAUAUAUAUAUAUAUAUAUAUAUAUAUAUAUAUAUAUAUAUAUAUAAAUGUUAUUUUGUUGAACCCAACUAAUUGCACUUAAUUGAUUAGCUUUAACUGACGUUAACUGAUUAACUCCUACGUUCUCCUUUAAAGCGUAAUUGUGUUGAGGUUUGACAUUUAAAAAUUGUUUUUUUAUGUGAGAAAAUGGUACAUAGGUCAGUACACUGGGUAGUUUAAAAAACCAGUUGGGAGACAAAUCACAUUAUGUACGGGCUGUAAACCGUCAGGCAUGAGUUACUUUUAUCUUGCAAAUUUCAGUUUUAUUGUACGUGUCUUCUACCAACCAAAGAAUUUUAUCUGCAGUGAUAUGAGCCUUAAGAAGCCGCCUGUGAUGUUACGCAGUGGUCUGGUGGACGUUUGUAAGCUCCACUAAAUUAUACACUCACUGCUUUACACCGCAGCCGUUACGAGAACACAAGCAGGCGAAUGAAUUAAUAAAAACGCUUCAGCGCUGCGCUGAGCAUCAUGUAGUCAGUGAUUCACAGAGCGUCUUCCUCACAAUAAAAACGAUCAUCACUUUCACAGACUUUCUCUGUGUACAUUUUAAAGAACAGUACCACACAAAACUUUGGUUUAAUCAGUUUUAAUAAAUAAAUAUAAAAAUAAAUUAA